This is a messenger RNA of Camellia sinensis, 481 nucleotides long. The record is from RefSeq and is a predicted model, not a curated record. NCBI's taxonomy places the organism in Eukaryota, Viridiplantae, Streptophyta, Magnoliopsida, Ericales, Theaceae.
GAUAGUCACAGACAUUCCAGGCACAACAGAUUCCUCCUUUGGAAGAGAGGUAGUGAACUAUGAAGCACCAAGGCCAAACAUAGGGAUCCACAGGUUUGUGUUUGUUCUCUUCAAGCAGAAACAAAGGCAGGCAGUGAAUACACCUCCUUCAAGGGAUCGAUUCAACACCCAAAAAUUUGCACAAGAGAAUGAUCUUGGCCUUCCUGUUGCUGCUGUCUUCUUCAAUGCUCAAAGGGAAACUGCUUCAAGGACUGCUCGUCCGACCACACCCCCAAAAAAAUAAAAAAAAAAAAAAAAACCUCCCACUAUUGUUCAAUCACUUUGCAACAAUUGGGAAGAACGAAAAACUACUGUAGUCGCCGAGUAUCGUGUGUUAGUCUAUGUGCUCUUUCCAGCAAAUGAAAAACUGUAAAAUAUGGGUUAUCUGUGUCUCUAAACUAUUUUAUGAGUCUGAUAUAUUAUGUGAUCGAAUAUUUUGUUA